This is a messenger RNA of Xiphophorus hellerii (green swordtail), 2156 nucleotides long. RefSeq lists its product as uncharacterized. NCBI's taxonomy places the organism in Eukaryota, Metazoa, Chordata, Actinopteri, Cyprinodontiformes, Poeciliidae. The coding region runs from base 1240 to 1713 and encodes 157 amino acids. The record is from RefSeq and is a predicted model, not a curated record. The transcript is spliced from 5 exons. Gene Ontology annotation, cellular component: membrane.
AAUUAAUCCUGUCACAGAUCUGGUAUAUCACCGUAAACGUGUCGAUCUCAUGAAACAAAAGCAGGAAGGAAGAAGGUUCAGUUCAGUAAGAUAAGAAAUAUUUAAAGAUUUAAAAUGUCAAACUUUAGUUCACUUUUAUUCUCACUGAAACCCUUCCAUGUUCACUAAUUCACAAACUACAGAAAUUAAACUUAAAUUACAAAACCUUUCUGUAGAAAUUAGAAUUACUACCCUAUAAUCAAGUCAGAUGAUCUUCUUUUAACUCAUUAUAAUUAUUAAAAUUAUCGCCACAGCGAUUUAUCGUCAUCACUUUGUUUUACUAACUCUGUUCAAUUUAUUUUAUUUAUUUAUUAUUUUUUCUAUGAACAAUCUCUGACUGUGUUUUAGUCUUGGUUUGGUCAGGUUAGAUUGUGAAGUUAGUUUGAACUUUUUAUACUUUCAAAUGAUGGAGAAAAAUGACAGAAAUUAAUACUAUGAAGAAAAUAUGCAAAACUGUCUUCAGGUACAAAACAUUCACUGUGUCUGUUUGUAUAAUAUAUUACAUAUGCUUUAUUUUUACAAAAAGCCUUGCCUGUUUUAGGUGUAAAAAUUAAGAAAAACUUUUAAAAAUAUCAUAUGUACUUGUUAAAUCCAAAAACUGCACAUUACACUUUUGUACAUUUGUGCAAAAACAGAAUAUUUACAAAAUAUAGAAUCUUGUAGAAAGAAAAUCAGGAACCCAAACAUCGUACUGGGUUUGUUGGGAACAGUGGAAAGUCUAACAGCUGCUGGAAGGAAUUACCCAUCAGCGACAUACAGACAAUAUUUAUUUAAAAAAUAACAAUGACGCUGACAUUAUAACUGUAUGUAACGUAUUAAUAAACUCUUUUUUUAGAUGAACAAUACUGACAUUUUAGGAAUACACCUCAGUCUGUUCUGUCUAAUGUACUUGACAACUUUGUACUGAUCUCAGUUUAGUUUGAAUUUUAUUUUGUUUUUCAUUUUUCAGGUUCCUCUGCAGUGACUGAUGUAUUUGUGAAAACUGGAGAUGAUUUAAUUCUUAAUCUCACAGAAGCUGAAAUUCCAUCAACUCCUCACAUUUGCUUAUGGCAAUUUAAAGAUGAUAUACUGGUAGAGUUUUUGCUUGGUUCCCAACCAAAUGUUGUUAACAAUCGCUCUGGAAAAGUUGAAGUUAUAGAAAAAAGUUACAGUGUGAAAUUAAAGGAUCUACAGAAGUCACACAGUGGUAUUUAUACUGCAAUGGUAGUAUCACCUAAAGAGCAAAUACUGGCUCAAUACAACGUUACAGUUCAAGAUCCAGUGUCUCCAGUUGAUCUCACCUUUACCUGCUCAUCCAGCUCCUCCUCCUAUAACCUGACAGCGACCUGCAGGACAGACGACAUCAGCAUCACUCUGAGAUGUGAUUAUUUAUUCUGCAACCAGGAAGAAGCAGAGAGAAGAUCGGUCACCAAAUCUGGUUCUUCUCUUCAUAUCUAUCAGUUACAAGAAUCAAUCGUCUGUAGCCAUAGCAACCAGGUCAGCCAGAUUGAAUCCAAAGUAAAGAUUGAGACUCACUGCAUUGAACUUGCUAAAAAGAGAAACAUUACAAUUAUUAACAUCACAAGAAUAAUCCUGGCUGCAUUACUGGUUGUAGUUUUCAUCUUAACUGUCGUUAUAAGAAAAUGUAAAAGGAAAACCAAACCAGAGGAAAUGAUGUACGAGUUUCCAGAGUGACACCAGGUGAACCAGACAAGCAGAAUCCUGUAGCAGGUUCUGCAGACGGGUCGUUCUGACUCAUGAAGUUUCUAACAUCGGAGGGACUGGAAACACCUCCGAACAAACGGAGGAAACCUGUUCACUGUCUCAUAAAUAUAAAUAUGAUGCUUUUGUAAAACUGUAAAUAUGCUUUGUGACAAAGAGGAUCCAUGAUGUCCAAGUUAAAAUAUCUAACAAGUUUGAGCAUCAUGAAUGUUAAACAUGGAUUCCCAGUGACAUCUGCUGGGUGAGUAGAGAAAUUACUGAGGAAAUACAAGAUUAUUAUUAAUCCCAACAACCCAACAAAAUAUUUAAUUUGUUUUCAUGUCUUUUAAUGUUUUCUAUUCUUAUCUAUCCUUUGUGUUGUUGAUAAGGUGAUUUUCAUGUUUCUCCAUGCAGAAAAUAAAAUAUAAUUGACAGAU